Molecule: messenger RNA, 593 nt
Organism: Orussus abietinus
Lineage: Eukaryota; Metazoa; Arthropoda; Insecta; Hymenoptera; Orussidae
Gene: LSm7
Product: U6 snRNA-associated Sm-like protein LSm7
Exons: 4
Coding region: 109-450 (113 amino acids)
Biological process (GO): nuclear-transcribed mRNA catabolic process; mRNA splicing, via spliceosome
Cellular component (GO): catalytic step 2 spliceosome; U2-type prespliceosome; Lsm1-7-Pat1 complex
Molecular function (GO): RNA binding
Source: RefSeq, a predicted model, not a curated record
GCUGUUUCUACUGAGCUGCUAGUGCAACUUACUCGGUCGAUAAAGGUCUAGUCUCUUGUUAUACCGUUUGAAUCCGAUACCACGCAUUUUCAGAUUUUCUGCGUAAAUAUGUCAGCUCCUAAACAGACGCAAAAUGCUCAUGGCGAUCAUAAGGAAAAGAAGAGGAAAGAGAGUAUUUUAGACCUAUCAAAGUAUCUAGAAAAGAACAUCAGAGUUAAAUUUGCUGGAGGACGAGAAACCGCAGGAAUUCUUAAAGGCUACGAUCCUUUGCUGAACUUGGUACUCGAUAACACAACGGAGUAUCUGAGAGAUCCCGAUGAUCCAUAUAAGUUGAAUCAAGACACACGAAUGCUGGGCUUAGUUGUAUGUCGAGGAACAUCCGUAGUCUUGAUCUGCCCUGUAGAUGGGAUGGAGUCGAUUCAAAACCCAUUUAUACAACAGGAGGGGUAAUUUAUGGUGCGUUAUUAUUUAUUGAUAAGAGCUAACUUACGUUGCAGUGCAAUGUUUUUUCACUGUGGAAAUCAAUUCUAAAUUAUUGUACAACAUAAAAUACCUAGAUUGAGGAGUAAAUAAAAGUUAAGGUUUUGCAUAAA